Molecule: messenger RNA, 1977 nt
Organism: Cynara cardunculus var. scolymus (artichoke)
Lineage: Eukaryota; Viridiplantae; Streptophyta; Magnoliopsida; Asterales; Asteraceae
Product: WD repeat-containing protein 13-like
Exons: 12
Coding region: 197-1669 (490 amino acids)
Cellular component (GO): nucleus
Molecular function (GO): protein binding; promoter-specific chromatin binding
Source: RefSeq, a predicted model, not a curated record
GUCAAAUUUAUUGCCCGUGAGAUCUUUGAUUAUUUGCUCUUGGAAGACUCGAAUUCAGAUGCAGGUGCAUUUUGAUUUCUAAUUAAUUUUCAUAAACCUAAUUCAUGAUCACCGACCUCAAAAACCUAAAUUUAUCGAUGCUCAGAGAAAAGGUUGAUUUUUGAUGUAAUGAAGGAUUCCUCGGAGGUAUUAUAGAAUGAUGGAUCAGAAGAUGGAGAAAUGCUCGUCUGAAGAUGAUGAUCCUGAGAAACGGCAGGAUAAACAAGAGGAUGUUACUGCAGAUCCUGAAUUCGUAGGUUGCAUGCUUCAGCCUUGUUCCGCGGACUCCGAUCCUAACUACGUCGGGAUCCGCCGCCUUCUACUAUUUCGCAAGGUUCAAUCCGGUCUUCUUCACCGGAAGGAUUGGAGAUGCAAUGGUAAAGGCUAUGUGGCUUAUCGCAAUUUCAUUAACAGGCGGGGUAGUCAAAUGAAUUUGCGAGUAUUGAGCUACACGAGUAGUCCUGGAACCAGUGGGCAAUGGGCACCAUCUCCAGGUCCAGCCUCCCUUACGCUUGAGGUGGAUAGCUGGAGUGCUGGCAGGGAUACACAUGAGAGCCAGACACUGAGUCACACCAACAGUCUUGGGUCAAAUUUAAGUGAAACUGAUCAUCCACGUCGAAAAGCUGAACCAGCAUAUUCAUUUGUGGGAAUGCAUUGCAUAUUUGAUCAAUGCAAAGCCAUGGUUACUGUUAUAAAGUUUGGGCAUAUGAGCUCUGAUAUACUUGCCUACGGAGCAAAUGAUGGAACAUUGACAGUGUGCACCGUUUCUGAGCCACCUUCAAUUAUAGAACAGUUGAGUGGUCACUCAAAAGAUGUCACAGAUUUCGACUUCACAAUGAACAAUCAAUACAUUGCAUCAUCCUCUUUGGAUAAGACUGUGAGGGUAUGGGAUAUACCAAGGGGUCUUUGCAUUCGAGUAAUAUAUGGAGUUGCCCCGCAGCUAUGUAUACGAUUUCACCCUGUGAAUAAUAACUUCCUUUCAGUCGGCAAUGCAAACAGAGAAAUUUCGGUAUUCAAUUUUAGUACAGGAAGAUUAAUAGAUAAAACAGUCGUCGACAGCAAGGUUACUGCCAUGGAUUAUGAUAAUACUGGUCGGUUUAUUUUUUGUGGGGAUGCGCAGGGGUGGAUAUAUACAAUUACUGUGAAUUCCCAUCAAGGUACCUUGUCUCGGUCCCAUCGUGCUAGAAAUAGCAGCAAGCAUAAAUCCGAAGUCACAACUAUCCAGUAUAGAACAUUUUCUCUGCUGACACGAGGUCCUGUAUUGCUCUCUUUUUCUCGGGAUGGAAGUUUGUCUUUCUUCAGUGUUUCUUUGGAGUUACAAGGUUAUUUGACAUUACGUUGCUCACUCAAAUUGGCUCCACGACUUCAUAGCAUCCGUGCUUCUUUUUGCCCAUUGCUUUCCCUCGAGAAAGGAGAAUUUAUAGUUGCUGGGAGUGAGGAUGCAUCUGUCUACUUCUAUGACUUAACUCGACCAAAGCAUACAUGCGUUAACAAGUUACAGGGACAUGGAUGCCCAGUGAUUGGUGUUGCCUGGAAUCAUGGUGAGAAUUUGUUGGCCUCCUCAGAUUACAGCGGUACCGUCAUUGUGUGGAAGAGAGCAAAGACGAAUGAAAAAAGUAGAAAUUUCUGAGUGAAGUUUCAAAAAAACACACCAAAGGGAUUUGGAAGGUCCUCAUGCUUUCUCCAUUACUCCAAAGUUUUGGUAUCUGAUAUCUCAUACAAAUUUGUUGCUGAUAGAUAGUUUACAUUACACAUAUUAAGAACGUAUACAUACACCUAUCCUUUCAAAUUAUAUAUACAAAAAGACAUACUAAAAGGCUCUUUUGCUAGUUCAACACGUCUUUCUUUGCCAGAUUGAUCUAAACUUGAUCAAGUUUGUAAACCUUGUAGAUUGUUGUGCGAAAGAAAUUUGGUAUUGAUGUAUUUGUUUUUAUGUUU